AUAUUCGGAUUUUUGCUCACCGUCGACUCAUCGUUUUCUGCUUUGAUCGGCCAUUUGGGGGAAAUCAAAUAGCAAAAUUAGGGUUAACAAAAUUUUCAAUUCACGGGGAAAGUACCCAAAACAUGAGGCUUGUAUGGUGUUGGGCACCCGCAAUUUUUGCUGCCGUUCUUUUCUGCAGCGCCGUCUCCUCGGAUCAGAUCAUCCCAGCUCAUACAGGUGGUACCUUUGGUCGAAGCUCUCGGGAACCCAAGUUCAGAAUUGAUUUUCAUCUGGAAGACUCACCUUACCAUCCUGAUCAUGACCAAGAAUCUAUUGUUAUGCCCAACAAAAAUGGAGAGAAAUUUCUCUGUUUUUUACCCAAAGUGGAGAAAUCCAAGAGCGGGAAGGUAGUGUCUCCGCAGAAUAUAAGCAGCAUGAUUGUUGAGUCUGAGACACGUGUGAAAUUGAAGACGCCGGAUGAACUAUUGGAAGUGUUGAAAGAUAGGUGCUUUAUCAGGCAAGAGGGAUGGUGGUCGUAUGAGUUCUGUUAUCAAAAUAAAUUGCGACAAAUUCAUGUGGAGGAUGAGAAGGUGGUUCAAGAAUUUGUAUUGGGAUUUUAUGAUGCUGAUGCUACCGAGGCUUACCAUCAGAAUCGAUCUGAUAUGUCCACGUUGAAGGAUCCUCGAUCUAAAGAUGCAUCUCAGAGGUAUCAUGCUCAUAUUUUUACAAAUGGAACUCUCUGUGAUUUAACAAAUGAGCCCCGAGAAACAGAGGUCAGAUUUGUGUGCUCUGAACCCCGAGCUAUGAUAAGCUCAAUAACCGAGCUGUCGACUUGUAAAUAUGCACUUACAUUCCAAUGUCCGACUCUUUGCAAGCACCCAUUGUUCCAAGAAGAAAGACCCGUGUGGCAUACAAUCCACUGCAAUGCUCUUCCCAAAGACGAAGCGAAGGUGGAUUCGCCUGAAGAAGGAAAGAUAACACUGGUGACUGAUGACGGGUAUUCUCAGCAGGCAGAGGAACACGCGACGUGAGUCAAAAUUAAGGCUAUCGAUUCUCGGAAAGAUGCAUUGUUAUGACGUACGGAUGUUUGUUAUCUAAUCGCAGUUUUUUGUUUUGGUUAACUAGAGAUUUAAUAUAAUCUAUAGGUUUUUUCAUAGCUCUUUUGCUAUAUGUAAUGCUAAUUAUAGCCGUGAAGUAUGGUACUUUUACUGUUAGAUUAAUAGUUUCAAAUUUUCUGCCA
Messenger RNA from Andrographis paniculata, 1219 nucleotides. Its product is annotated as protein OS-9 homolog. The transcript is spliced from 8 exons. Gene Ontology annotation, biological process: retrograde protein transport, ER to cytosol; endoplasmic reticulum unfolded protein response. Gene Ontology annotation, cellular component: endoplasmic reticulum lumen. Lineage: Eukaryota; Viridiplantae; Streptophyta; Magnoliopsida; Lamiales; Acanthaceae. Bases 123 to 1010 code for a protein of 295 amino acids. The record is from RefSeq and is a predicted model, not a curated record.